Molecule: messenger RNA, 7680 nt
Organism: Portunus trituberculatus (swimming crab)
Lineage: Eukaryota; Metazoa; Arthropoda; Malacostraca; Decapoda; Portunidae
Gene: Rich
Product: guanine nucleotide exchange factor subunit Rich-like
Exons: 28
Coding region: 111-4766 (1551 amino acids)
Biological process (GO): retrograde transport, endosome to Golgi; intracellular protein transport
Cellular component (GO): cytosol; Ric1-Rgp1 guanyl-nucleotide exchange factor complex; Golgi membrane
Molecular function (GO): protein binding
Source: RefSeq, a predicted model, not a curated record
UUGGAUUCGAGUACUUAUGGGACGUCAAAACAAUGGCCGCGUGAACCAAGACUGGAAGCAGUUGUAUUAGGAUUAAAUGUUAUCAUGGAGUGAGGAGAGGUGACGGAGCCAUGUACUACCCUCUGGGGCUGCCGAGGCGCCUGCGUGUGCCCGGGGGAGCUGCCCAUGGCCAGGUGAAGGCCAUCGUGUGUAACAGAGACAGGGUCCUCUUCGCCGUCCUCACUGAAAAGUCUAUAUGGAUUUGGUUCAGCCGACCAUGUGUGCCUGUGGUUGUCCACCAGAGGUCAGAAGAAUCUAUCAGCACCAUUGGCACUAACCAGAUGCUGGAAUGGCGCCAUGACUCCUCCAUGAUUGUUGUUGGUACUAAUAAGAAUCGCCUGAUCUUCUACUCCAUUGUGGUGGAUGAGUCUCGGAGAGAGGUGUAUGAGCAAAGGGAUCCCCCCAAUCCCACCCUCAAGCGGGAGUCUGCUGAGCUGUACUCCUGUGAACCUAUUCCACCCUUCAUGUUCUCAACUGCUUUUGAAAGAGAAGUGAGUGGAGGAGUGACAGGACUAGUGUGCUUGAGGGAUGAGCUAAUGGUGGCAACAGGAUCAGGCCAUAUCCAGCGAUUAUGUUGGGAUGGCUCUAUUAACUACAGCUACUGUGUGGAUCUACGGCGUGUACCCUUCUGUGACGAUCAACUGGUAAUGAAGGCUCUGCCCCUUGAUGCCCCGGGUGUGCAUGUGGUGGACCUGGAAUACUCUCCACUGGUGGGUGGCUUUGCUGUGGUUCUCAGCGACGGCAGAGCAGCCUUCCUUACUGCCUCCACCCUCAAGUUUGAUCCUAAUGCGGUGCAAGGUAUCUGGGCACGGGAGCUAGAAGAUGCCACAUGUGCUGCCAUCAACCACAAGUACCGUCUACUGGCCUACGGAAGAGCCAACUCCCAAGGAGUGGUGUACCUUGUGGAUGAAGCAACAGGAGGUCUUGAAGUUUCUCAUAGGAUGAUCCUUUCAGACAGAGACUAUGGAGGCUCACCGGGACCAGUUGGUUUCAUGAAGUGGACACCUGAUGGUACUGUGCUAGGCAUGAGCUGGAUUGGAGGAGGACUAUCUCUUUGGAGUGUGUUUGGUUCCCUGUUGACUGUCUCCCUGCGUUGGGACUACUCACAAGAUCCUCUUUCUCAUGCCAUUACUAUCACAAAUAUGGAAUGGGGAGCAGAAGGCUAUGAGCUCUGGUGUGUACAGGAACAUGAGGGAGGGAAGGAAUCCUGCUGGGGUAAAUCAUCAUUCAUGGAUACUGAGGAUAAGAAAGAAGAGGAGGAAGUCAACACUGGAACAUCAGUCUUGCAGCUUUCCUUUAUCAAGAGUGCUCUCACUGUUAACCCGUGCAUGAGCCGACUGGUGAGGGUUCUCUUGCAGGGCAGUGACCGUCUCUAUCUCAAUACUACUGAGGGCCUCAUGGGAACAUCCUCAAGUACCCCUCAUGAUGCUCUCUCUCUUUACUUUGACGAUGAUGAAGAGGGUGCUUUUGAGGAUCGUGCCAAUACCCAGUUUAAUGUGGCUGCCAACAAGCAGUGGAUUGUUGUGCCUAUACCAUACAAGUACACGUCUUCCAACUGGCCAGUCAGGUAUACAUGUGUGGACGAGGCUGGACAGUUGGUGGGUGUAGCAGGGCGGAAUGGGGUCACCCACUAUUCCUUGCGGUUAAGACGGUGGCACCUGUUUGGCAAUGAGAGCCAGGAGCGAGACUUUGUGGUAACAGGAGGACUGCUGUGGUGGAGGUCAACAUGGCUGGUUCUCGGGGCCUACAACAUCCCUGCUAACACAGAUGAACUGAGGCUGUAUCCACGUGAUCACAAGUUGGACAACUCCUUCCUUACUACUGUUCCUCAACCUGCACAGGUCCUUUUGCUUAAUAUAUAUGGGGACCAGCUGAUUGUGUUGACUGCUGAUUGUCACAUUACUGUGUACAACUUGCAACUCCCUCAGACUGACUCAGGUGGCAGUCCUGGCAGUGUUGUGGUGUCCCGAGUGCAGGAGGUAGACAUCUCUGGUUUGACGGUGCAUCCAGCUUGUGUGGUGUCGGUGCUGCUGACUAGUCUGCGCACUGAGUCAUGGCAGGCCAAUAGUGGACAGCAUAGUCUACUACCUGCCCAAAGUGUGAUCAUCAACAUUUCAGGCAAGGUUCUUAUGAUCCAGAGGGACCAACAACAACCCCUUGGCUCACCCAACAAUGGCAAGCUGUUUCACAGUGCACAGAUGACACCCAUUGUGCUGGCAUCAGGUUGCGAGGCCCUGUGGUGUAGUAGCUGUGCUGUUAGUCAUAAGCCUCACCUUAGCCAUGCCUUGUGGCUUCAUUGUGGAGCGCAUGGCACUCGAGCAUGGUUGCCUUUGUUUCCUAAUUCUUCCGAUAAGUCACACACCUUCAUGGCCCGAAGGAUCAUGUUGCCCUUCACUCCGUCCAUAUAUCCCUUGGCUGUUAUGUUUGAGGAGGGCAUUCUCCUUGGAGCUGAGACUGAUACUUCCUUGCUGGCCUGUGAUGCUGCCUCCCACCAUCAACCCCUCAUGGUAGUGGAGCGAACUAGCCAAGUUUACCUUCAUCACCUCCUGCGACAACUGUUGCGCCGAAACCUAGGAUAUCAUGCAUGGGAGGUGGCUAACACUUGCCGAGAGCUGCCCUACUUCCCUCAUGCUCUUGAACUGCUGCUUCACCAGGUUCUGGAGGAAGAGGCCUCUAGCAAAGAUCCGCUCCCAGACUGCUUAUUGCCCCGAGUUGUUGAGUUCAUCAGAGAGUUUCCGGUGUACCUUCAGACAGUGGUGCAGUGUGCUCGAAAGACUGAAUUAGCGCUCUGGCAUUACCUUUUCUCAGCAGCUGGUAGUCCCAAACAACUCUUCAUAAGGGCACUAGAAGUGGCACAGCUGGACACAGCAGCAUCUUACCUCAUAAUUUUGCAGAACUUGGAGAGUGCUUCUGUGAGUCGCAGCCUUGCCACCCGUCUCCUGGAUGCCACCUUGGAGGCUGGGAAGUGGGAUCUUAGCAAAGACCUAAUUCGUUUCCUGCGCUCUAUAGAUCCAACAGAUCUGGACUCACCAAAGCCCUCGAUACUCUCUUGUGGUAGCACGAAAGUUGGAUUCACUCAUGCCACCCCACCAGUAUCUCCAGCUUGUGUUGAUGAGGAUCUCUCCAUGAUUCUUCCCAACACUCAGAUGUUGUUGAGAAGAAUCCCGUCUGUUCUGGUCAUCCUGCCACAGGUGUUGCGAGGACGUUCCUUCUCAUCAGCUUCAGCCCCAAAAGUGGCUGUGGGUGAAAACGGUCCAACCAACCACCAGUCUGUGGUGAGAACCACCUCUGAUUCAGCCAAAGUUCUUCCUGACAUUACAAGACCAAGCCAAGCUGCAGGUCCCACUCGAAAACGUUCCAGUAGUUCUCUGAGCAGGGAAGUAUCUACUGCUGAAGAGUUCUUCCUUGAUGUAAUCCUUCAGAGACAUGCAAAGAAACUUCUGCUUGGAGGUCGUCUAAGGGAUCUAGGGACAAUGGCUGCCCAUUUGGACUUUCCAUUGGUGUCGUGGCUCAGGAGAGAGCGUAACCGAGCAUCACGUGUCGACGAUUUUGUGGCUUCCCUUAAACAGGUCCACCGGGACUUUUCGUGGCCCUACCCAUCUGUUCCCUCAUCACAGAUUCGCCGCUAUUCAGUGUCAGUGGCAAGGGGCAUGGGCAUCCAAGGGGAGAAGGUUGCUCUGGUAGAAGAAAGGAUGCAUGGCCUCUCCAUCACAGUACCUAAGAUUGCUUCACUGGAUACUGGAGAGAUUGGAGACAGUGGAUAUUUGAGUCAAGCUACUGGAGACACUCACACUGUCACUCCCCAGCAUGGGCCACACUCACCACCAGCCCUACCCUCUCCCAUAGACAUAAUACCCCAUCAAGCACUCCUCCUUCCCCAUUCUCCUGCUGCAGGUGACACAAUAAGUGUGAUGAGUGAGGAGGGAACUGUGUAUGGUGAUGAUACCUCCAGUCUCUGUGGAGACUGGGGAACUGAUGGCAGUGAUCCUACUCGAGAUCUGCUCUCCCGUCCUCCUGACCCCCCACCCCAGCCUACUCCUCGUCCACCUCCUCAUGCUGAGGUACAGUUGAGGUACCUCUUGCAGGUGUUGCUUGAGGCUGGGUGUCUGGAAUGGAGUGUUGUGGUUGCAGUGGUACUACGUGAUGCCCUGGCUGUGUUGCGAGUAGUGACACUGGCCAGGGCACCUGAUGUGCCAGCUCAGGUUAUAAACAGACUUACAGCUGGACUUCAGGACCUUCUGCUCUUCACCACUACUGAAUGCUUGGGCUACCAGAACUUUUUAGGUGCCAUCAUGAGUCAAGUGAAGGUGCUGGAAAGGCUAGCCAGUACAAGGGAGGUGUCCAGGACACCCAGUCCCCCUUCUUCUCGUCCCCCUUCCACUAGUAAGGAGUCAGAGCCUUCACCCUCAAAUGCAGAAGCAUGUGUCAGAACCACUAUACAGACUGCACCUCCUAUAUCCAAUCAGCAACAGGCUGCUCCUCAGCAGUCAUUAAAGCAGCAACAGCAAAAUCAGCAACCUGCACAGUUGUCACAGCAACUCCCUCAGCAACAGUUGCAGCAGCCAACCAUACAAAGAAUGUCAAUAUUGCCCCGCCAAACUUCUGGCACCACUGAGACCUUAGCAGAGGAAACUUUGUCUCAAGCAUCAGAAGAAGAAUUGUUAGUUGAGGAGGAGGAUCCCAUGGCAGUUGAGGAAGGGGGCAGUGCAGCAUGUGUAGUGUCUUAGGCUGUACUGCAAGUUGCAGGUGCAACUAAACUCUAUCUAUGGUGUCCUGUGAGCAUCCUUAAGUGUGACUAUUGAAGAAAUGAUGAUUUAUUUUCCUCAUUGAAUAUCAUUUUGAUGAAGAUGGAUCUGUACAUUGAGUCAAGAAUUGGGAGUCUUGCUCACAACUAACAGUAAGUUGAUAUGUGUGUAUGAAGAGAAAAGCUUUCGUCUUGUUGAACACAGGAAAAUUUUAUACUAAUUAUGGAAUCAUGACAAUGCAUGGACUACAAACAGUUCAAUUUGUGAGAAAAAAUGGUGAUGGACUCCAUUUGUUUAUUUGUUGAAAGCCACUAGUUAAACACCUGUUUUAAAGUUGGCUCAGGAAUUUACAUGACUGUGUGGUUGCGUGUUACCUAAGGAUUAUAAGCAAACAGUUGUUUUUAAUAUAUAACAGGAUAAAAAGAUAUAAUUAAUUAUUUAUUGGCAUCAAAUAAUAAUAAUUCACUGAUAAUGUACAAGUUGAGUAUUGCAAUAGGCUUAUAGACUUACAAAUAGCAAAAUUGAACGAAAAUUAUAAGAUAUGUUUGGGAUUCUAAUUUGAUACUAAAAGUGAGGUUAGAAAUGAGUCACUGCAUAGAUUGUGUAGAUUGUGAUGAGUAGCAAAGAUGCCACACAUGGCAUGACUACUCAUAAUGCCAUGAUGAUUUGAAGUCAAUAAAUUAAGUACUUUGAGGCAAAAUUUACUGUUUCAACGUUUUUUAUGAAGAUCAUAUAAUAAUGUAGAUAUGAAAUAUUUUUGGCUGCUUAUUGCUUCAGCAUUCUUCAUUGAUGUGUGAUAUGCCCAGAAGGUUUUUAAAAACUAUGUAAACUUUAUAAGAGGAUUAUUUUCUUGAAGCCUACCCUGUCACUAUUAGUUUAUUGGUUUAAUGUGCUCUGCAUAUACCAACUCCCUCACCUUUUGAUUAUCUGCGACUACUGUUUGCCUCUCCGUCCACCUUUUAAUACUGGUUUGUCUUUUUAUGGUUUCAAUCAUUUCAGCAUUCAAAUAUUUUGUUCAACUACAUUUUAUUUUCAUUAUAAAUUUGCUUUCUUCAGUGAGAUGAGUGCUGGUAUUGUUUACUGAUGUACUACUUACAGUUGGUGAGGCUAACAGACAAUAAUCCUUAAAGUGUCUCCUCCAUUGCUCAUUGACCACUUUUUACACAUAAUGUAAGUUUAUUCAUGAGUGUAAGUAAGCAGAUUCUCUGAAAAUAUUUUACCUUGCUUCUGUCAAGGUGAAAAAUAAUGGUAAUUUGUUAGUUAUGUAUUUUAUGAUGUUGGUGAUUUUCCAUGUUCUUACUGUGAAUACAUAGGAGUUAUGAACAGGGAGGGAGCAUCAGUGGUGGUGGAGAAAGGUAAUGAUAUGGUGCAGCCCUUCAAACCUCCAAGAUGCUUUAUGUGAAGGAGCUAAUGUAUAUACUGAAUUAGUAUAUUACUUGUUUUAAUACUACAGUAAGAACUCUUUUAUUGAAAAGGCAAAAGUGGUGGAAUGUUUAAAAAAAGAAAUAAUUGAAGUGUUGCAUUCUUAUAUUGAAACAUACUGUCAUUCUUCCAUCCAUUAAUAAUUAAGACACGUUUUGAAGUUUUCUUGAUCUAAUAUUAGUAAGAGCAAAAUAUGAAUUUAUUGAUUGUUGUUAUAGCAUAAAUUUCCAAAUGGUAAGUUGUAAGAAAUUUUGAAAAAGUAAAGAAAUUGUGUGCUAGUAUAAAGAUUUUUUUUUUUUUUUUUAUCACAUUUGAAUAUUAAUUUUUAUGUAAAAAUGGAAAACAAUUUUGCACUAAUAAAAGAGUUUCUUCUGUACUCUCAAGUAUUACAGAGGGUCCAAAGUGACUAGACUAAGUUUCUAAGAGCUUUAAAAUUAGCUUUGUGGUAACACAUGGAACAUUGAAGCAGUUGAUGUAGAGUCUGUAUAUGAUUGUAGAUAUACAUAUUUAUAUGCUGUAUGUAUAUGUUCUAUGAUGGUAUGUGUAAGGGGCUGGAAUUCAAGAAUUCUAAACACUGGAAACAUUGCUCUUAUAUGUGUGUGUGUGUGUGUGUGUAUGUAUGUGUGUGCUUGCUUGGUAUGAGACCAGAAAUUAUCCAUAUUCCACCAUGUGGUAGUAAACAACUGAAUUUAACUGGUUUAUAAAUCACAUAUUUCCAAGAACAGCAUGUUGUAUCAUGAAGCUCAAAACCUAAAUAUGAAUGUAGCAGUCUUGCAUAUGCAGCAUACACUGGAAUCUCAGUUACCAAAUUCCUCUCUUUUUUAGCUAAUAUGUUCUUGGGCAAUUUUUUAAGCUCAUAAUUGCUUUGAUUGCCCUACUAUAAUUUAAUUCCUGAAUAAAGUUCCUUGAUUUCAAAUACUAAAAGACUAAGCAAAAACUACCAUGUAUUAUUAAUGUAUAGUCUCUAUAAAUAUUUCCUUAUUUUUUAUGUAUUGAAGCUGAGAGAGUAAAAUAUGUUAAAUAUGAUUUCAUUCAAAAGCCUCAAUGUAAACAAACAGUUUUUGGCACUCAGUAAGAAAAACUGUGGUAACUGUUACUCUCUUCAUGACCCAAAAUAUCAUCACUACUGGACAAUUACAUUUUCCCAGUAUCUUCUCUCAGUAGCAGGGUGUCUAAGUAUUAUAAUCAAUAGAUCAGUGACAAGGAGAGUACCAGUAUGGUCUAAACAAUAUAUUUAUUGAACAUGUCCUAUCUGGAUGAAUGAUUACUGAGCUGGAGAUGUGGAGUCGCAAUGAGAAUAUCUGUCACUAGAUGUUAAGACAGAGUGGGUGGGUGUCCAUGAACAAAUUUAUCUAUUUUACUUUGAUUUCUAAAGAGAAAAUGGUUUGUUUCUGAACAUUUCCAGUUUUGAAUGACAUUCAAAAUCAAAUUAAAUUGGAGAACCAAGGUUCAACUGUGUCUGUGUGUGUAUAUA